Molecule: messenger RNA, 555 nt
Organism: Gastrolobium bilobum
Lineage: Eukaryota; Viridiplantae; Streptophyta; Magnoliopsida; Fabales; Fabaceae
Exons: 1
Source: RefSeq, a predicted model, not a curated record
AUGAAAGAUCUUCUGUUUAAGAAGAGGAAAUUGAAGGAUGGUGAGACGGUGGCCUUAAUAGAAGAGUGUAGUGCCCUGAUCCAGAAGAAGCUUCCACCAAAAUUAAAAGAUCCAGGAAGUUUCAGCAUCCCUAUUGCCAUUGGAGAUGUGGAAGUAGGGAAGACAUUCUGUGAUUUGGGGGCCAACAUUAACUUGAUGCCAUUGACUGUAUGUAGAGCUUUGGGAAUCAACACCUUGAAGGAUACCAAUCUUAUUAUGCAUCUUGCAGACAGAUCCAUCAAGAGACCGGAAGGUGUGGUUGAAGAUGUUCUGGUUAAGGUGGAUAAGUUCAUUUUUCCAGUGGACUUUGUGAUUCUAGAUAUGGAGGAAGAAGAUACUGAAAGCCCUCUACUUCUAGGGAGGCCAUUCUUAGCAACUGCUAGAUCCCUGAUUGAUGUUGAACAAGGGAAGCUAAUGCUAAGGGUGAAUGAAGAGACAUUUACAAUUGAUGUGUUUGAAGCCAUUAAACAUCCUGUUGAUGUGGAGGAUUGUUUCAGGAUAGAUAUCAUACAGGAG